Aureococcus anophagefferens is the source of this 423-nucleotide messenger RNA. RefSeq lists its product as hypothetical. The record is from RefSeq and is a predicted model, not a curated record. Lineage: Eukaryota; Pelagophyceae; Pelagomonadales; Pelagomonadaceae. Bases 1 to 423 code for a protein of 140 amino acids. The transcript has a single exon.
AUGUUGAAGGACCUGAACGAGGAGGGCACGCGCCUCAGCGAGGUGACGAAAUCGUCGUCGACGCAGACCGUCGAGCGCGGCGCGGCGCCGAGCGCCAAGGGGAAGGGGAGGCCCGCCGCGGCCGCCCCGUCCCCGGACCCGGAGCGCACGACGGUCCCCGUCGGCUCGGCCGUGGGCGAGGAGCCGGCGAUGGCGCCCCCCGCCGCCGCCCCGGAGAAGAAGAAGAAGCGCGAGCGGAAGAAGAAGGAGAAGAAAGCCGAACCGAUCGCCGCGGACGCGCCGGGCGACGCCAAGCCCGACGGGAAAAAGCCGGGCAAGCCCGGCCCGCCGCCCGAGUCGCCGCAGCACUUCGCCUUCUCGGCGUUCCAGAUCUCCCCGGAGCCGACCGCGCUGCCGAAGCCGUCGAUGAUGUCGAAACGGUGA